AAAAGUACAAAGUUUCAAGCUUUUAAUUUUGCGUGAGAUUUGCGAUUAAAAGAUGCAUAACAAUUUCAAAGAGCUGGCAGUAGCUUAUGUGAAGCAAGCAGUUGUGGAAGAUAGUACUAGAAAUUAUGCAAGGGCGUUCUCUCUAUAUCUAAAGGCUUUACCGUAUUUUAAAACUCAUCUGAAGUAUGAGAAGAACUCAAUAAUUAAGGAAACAAUUACCCAGAAGUUUGUGGAGUAUUUGAGUAGGGCUGAAGAGAUUCACAUUGUUGUGGAUGAUGGAGGUGGUGGGACAACAUCUAAUGGAGAUGCUAUUGUUGCAUCUUGCACAAAGUCAAAGCCAAAGAAUAGAGGAAGAGAGGGUGAUGAUUGAGAGAAUGUGAAGUUAACAGGACUUAAUUUAGCUAUUAUAAGGGAAAUGUCUAAUGUGAAAGGAAAUGAUGUAGCAGGGCUUGACAGUGUCAAGCAGGCAUUGCAGGAGGUUGUUAUACUACCGGCUAAGUUUCCUCAGUUUUUCACUAGUUAGUCCUCCCGUUUAUUUUUCUAUGUUUUUGUACUUCAAGAUUGUUAUAAUGGAGUGAACUCAGGUUUAAAGU
Messenger RNA from Capsicum annuum, 593 nucleotides. RefSeq names its product protein SUPPRESSOR OF K(+) TRANSPORT GROWTH DEFECT 1-like. Lineage: Eukaryota; Viridiplantae; Streptophyta; Magnoliopsida; Solanales; Solanaceae. The record is from RefSeq and is a predicted model, not a curated record. Gene Ontology annotation, biological process: vacuole organization; endosomal transport. Gene Ontology annotation, molecular function: ATP hydrolysis activity.